Messenger RNA from Thermothielavioides terrestris NRRL 8126, 2055 nucleotides. RefSeq lists its product as uncharacterized. The record is from RefSeq and is a predicted model, not a curated record. The coding region runs from base 435 to 1331 and encodes 298 amino acids. Lineage: Eukaryota; Fungi; Ascomycota; Sordariomycetes; Sordariales; Chaetomiaceae. The transcript is spliced from 3 exons.
GCGAGUCACUCCUUUGAAGCCCAUCGCGUGCACCUUCACUCCACCGUUGCAAGCCGGGAUAGGCAUCUGUUCCUCUCCGUCGGCAUCGCUGCCCUCAGCACGCUGCGGGAUUUGAGAAAUGCCCUCUCGACUGUGAACUCGGAGCCGCGUGCAGAGCCAGGCAACAAGCAGUCACCACCCAAGACCACUCCCACUCGUUCAAUCCGCUUCGAUUCGACUUCCCUUGGGCCGCACAUCCAGGCUCAACUUGUUUCUCUUUGCUUUUUUUUUUUUUUCUGUGUUAGCAACACGCUGGGACAGCCGUCGUCGACCGACGUAGCUCAGCGGACCCUCGACCGCCGACGCGAGGGCAAUUCAGCACCUUCCGAAAGUCGCCAGCGAGACUUGCGACCAGGCCCCGACAUUUGGCCAAAGAAUUACACGAGUCGCCCACGAUGCAGAGCAAGCCUGUUGUCGUAGCGGUCGCGCUCCUCGCGCUCGCCCAGGCGACGCCCAAGAACUUGCUGUCCUCAAUACGUCUGAGGCGCGCCGAAAUUUUUGGCCGGGCACCCGAUGGCACGCAACCAAAGGUGUUGCCCCCCGAGCUCGGCACGCCGACAGUGCAAGGCUGCUUCAGUUCGUCGGGUAAUCUCACACUCAACUCCACCCCGACGUACAAUAGCAUCGACGGAUGCGCAAACAAGGUCUGCCGCCCGGCUGGCUUCCCGGUUGGUGGCACGACGGGCGGCAACCAAUGCUGGUGCGGUACCACGUAUCCUCCCAAGGACACGUUGGUAGACCCCAGCCAUUGCACCACGUCCUGCAACAGCUAUCCCUCCGAGGCGUGCGGCGGGGAUGGUUUCUGGACCAUCUACAACACUGGGCUGGACCUCAACGUCAAGUACCAGCCCAACUCGACCACAGACAAUCAGUCGUCGACCUCGUCAUCAAGCACCACAUCCCCGACCGAGGCCGCCACAAAACCAGCGACGACCGUGAGGGUGACCGAGACAGCCAGCGCCCAGCCGACCGCUGACAGCAGCGGCGGCGGCGGCGGCCCCAACGUCGGUGGGAUCGUCGCUGGGGUCGUGGUCUCUGUCAUCGUCGUCCUGUCCGUGGUUGGCGGCGGCUUCUUCUACUUGCGGCGUAGGAGGAAUCGGGAGAUCGAGGAGGAGUACCGGCGCAACGCUGCGGUCAACAACUUCCUUGGCAAGCCUCCCGGCAGCAGCGGCGGCAUGUCCUCAAUGGACUCUCGGCUGGAUCCAGUCAUGGUCCAGAGGAGGUUGAGCGACGGCAGCAUCGCCGACAACCAGGACUAUUCCAGGAGGAUUCUUCGCGUCACCAAUGCAUGAUUGCACCCCGAGUGAUGACGACAAACGACUGGCCCUGUAUUUCUUGUUUGAACUCGGCAGCAUUCACGGCGUUUUAGGGAGGGAUUUUGGUGGGGCGGAUGGGGAUAUUCGACACAGUCUCGUCACACUCGGUGGUGGAUGGGGAUAUUCGACACAGUCUCGUCACACACUCGGUGGUGGAUCGAUCACGCGGACGAAACCUGGUUGAGCGCCGUCUCUUUUUCGUUUGUCUGCUUGGUGGGCAUGUCAGGGGUUCCCCGUGGCAUGGAGCUAUCCUGGGGGUCUUGCGCCUACCCACGAUGUUCCAUGCCGCCUUCCCUUCCGCCUCAUUUCGCUAUCUACAGUUUUUAAACCAGUUACCCAGGGCCCGAUGCCGGUGUCUUCAUGUCCGUCCAGUUCUGCGGCUUUGGCACGAGUCGAACAAGUAACAAUGGGGACACAGAACGCUUCUUUUCUGCUCUGACGGCGUUGCUUUCAGCCUGCUUCAGAGCACCCUGUGAUUUUCCGAGAUGGCGGGCAGGCGGGCGGGCUUUGAUGGCGACUGGACGAAGUUCGAGAGAGGGCAUAAGAUUUUUCUCCUGGACAGGCCAGGUCUUCAACUGCUCCUGUCGCUCUUCGCUUCUCUCGCGAGCAACGGUUUAUUUUCUCAUGGGCGCUCUAAUGUAUGUACUGGCGGGAUUAGGGAUUAGGAAUGAUAGAAAAGGGAAUAUACUCUAUAUAACUU